Messenger RNA from Argentina anserina (silverweed cinquefoil), 1060 nucleotides. Its product is annotated as expansin-A4. Lineage: Eukaryota; Viridiplantae; Streptophyta; Magnoliopsida; Rosales; Rosaceae. Gene Ontology annotation, biological process: plant-type cell wall organization. The transcript is spliced from 3 exons. Bases 24 to 806 code for a protein of 260 amino acids. The record is from RefSeq and is a predicted model, not a curated record. Gene Ontology annotation, cellular component: extracellular region.
CUCUCUCUCUGCGCUUUGUUGCAAUGGCUUCCCUUCAUCUCCAUCUUCUCUGCAUUGCCUCACUCGCCGCGCUCCUCAUGGUGGCUAAUGCUAGAAUCCCAGGUCCUUACACCGGUGGGCCAUGGCAGGACGCCCACGCCACCUUCUAUGGCGGCAGCGACGCCUCUGGAACCAUGGGCGGCGCGUGUGGGUAUGGAAACCUCUACAGCCAGGGCUACGGAGUCAACACUGCAGCACUGAGCACGGCUCUGUUCAACAAUGGCCUGAGCUGCGGUGCUUGCUUGGAGCUCAAGUGCGGCAACGACCCCAGGUGGUGCACUCCUGGAAAGCCUUCCAUCUUAGUCACCGCCACCAACUUCUGCCCUCCCAACUUCGCUCAGCCCAGUGACAAUGGUGGUUGGUGCAACCCUCCCCGGACUCACUUCGAUCUUGCCAUGCCCAUGUUUCUUAAGAUCGCCGAGUACAAAGCCGGAAUCGUCCCCGUCUCUUAUCGCCGGGUCCCAUGCAGAAAGAAGGGAGGGAUCAGGUUCACAAUCAACGGCCACAAGUACUUCAACCUGGUCUUGAUCACCAACGUCGCGGGCGCAGGGGAUAUCGUGAGCGUGAGCGUGAAGGGCACCAACACCGGCUGGAUGCCGAUGAGCCGGAACUGGGGGCAAAACUGGCAAUCCAACUCCGUCCUUGUGGGCCAGGCCCUGUCCUUCAGAGUCCGAGGCAGCGACAGGCGUAGCUCGACCACCUACAACGUGGCGCCAGCUAAUUGGCAGUUCGGGCAGACCUAUUCCGGAAAGAAUUUCCGUGUCUGAGGAAAAAGCUCACCCAUUAUCUUACCGCUUUUAUUUACUUUUUAACUUUUGGUUCAAUUUCGUUUUCCCGCCUUCCGGCGUUUCCCUCUAUUUUGCCGGGAAAAUUGGGAGUGGGGGGAGUAAAGUGAUAGAGAGAAGAAUUGUGGGUAGGACAAGAAAAGCAAGGAAAGGGGGAGGAGGAGGUGGGUGAUAAUUUAGGGUUAGGAAAGUGACCAAGUCCAAGUGUGUCGGUUGGUACUUUUUUUUUUAUUACU